Paramacrobiotus metropolitanus is the source of this 8940-nucleotide messenger RNA. RefSeq lists its product as uncharacterized. The record is from RefSeq and is a predicted model, not a curated record. NCBI's taxonomy places the organism in Eukaryota, Metazoa, Tardigrada, Eutardigrada, Parachela, Macrobiotidae. Bases 1 to 8940 code for a protein of 2979 amino acids. The transcript is spliced from 3 exons.
AUGCCUCCACCGCCAGUACCGCCACCGGUAACGUUGCCGGCGAGUGGUCAAUCCAGAACGGAGACGCCGCGAGAACUGCGCCGUCAAGUGGAAAUCGCCCAAUCCCAAAUCAAAAACUUGGAGGAUUCACUAGCGGCGACCACAGCCUCAAACCCGGACCAUUCCGAGUACCGAUUUGCACUGUUACGGCAGAUCGGCGAACUCCAAACCUUCAUUAAUGGCAACUACGACCUGAUCCGGAAAAAGGAUGGGACGUCAGCUCAACCGACGGCUACCUCCCAGGGAACCGUGUCAACACCGACCACACAGGCCGGUACGUCGACAUCGGUACAACCGGACUCGACAUCGACGACCUCCGCUGUCCAACAGACGAUCAGCCGAGCACCGUCAUUAGCGAUCGGUAAACUGAGAAUUCAACGGGAGGACGCCCUAAAACAAGUGGCGGAAUAUGACCAACAGAUGAACGACCUCCCUAGAACAGUGGAUAACUAUGACCACGAAAUGAGACGACUCAGCCGACAAGAGGCUUACUACCGAUCCAAGGCGGUCAACCUGGAAGAGCAAAUUAGAACCGAAGAAUACGCUCUCAGGACUCGACAGGCACAACCGGGAACAUCGGUGACGACCACACAGGCCGUCAUCGACGAGGAAACGAGACUCGCUCGGUUGGAGGACCUAAGAGGAAAGCGAACCGAUGCAAUAGACACUAUUGCUCGGUUACAACAGCGACUUACCAACCUCCUACCCACCGAUCAAUACUUCUCUCAACGGAUGAGGGAAUUGACGGAUCAAAUCCAGGAAUGGAAUGAAUACGUCCAGGAAAGGGAGGACGAGAUUCAUGAAGCGGAAACUUCGGCAGCUCAACCGACAACUGCUCCGCAAGAAAAUACGUCGACGACGACCACACAGGUCGGAACGUCGACAUCCAUUCCCAUUGGAACAUCCCAGCCGACCUCGGCAGGCCAACAGACGACUGCUCGAGUACCGUCGGUGGAGAUAGGAAAACUCCGACUACAACUAGACGAGUCCCGGAGACAGGUUGCCUACUAUACCACGAAGGCAGCCGACCUUCCACCUUCGACCCAUGACUACGCCUACAAACGGUGGGAGUCGGAAGAACAGGUCCGAAGGUCGAACGCGAGAAUCAUUGUGCUGGAACGCCAAAUCCGAACCCUGGAAGCGGCACAGGUUCAACCGGGAACGUCGGUGACGACCACACAGGCCGUCAUCGACGAAGAAAAACGCCUCGCCCGGCUGGAAAACGCUAAAUUCCUACGCGACGAGACGUAUGACAAUAUACGUAAGCAGCAACAAACGCUGACUCGUCUUGCGCCAGGGCAUCCGGACUACCAACAUACGGUAGAAAUAAUACGUCGGCUAACCGACUACGCCAUGUCGAAGGACAACGAGAUCCGAGCGAUGGAACUGGAGGCAACCCAACCAGUGGCGGCCCCCGACGUCGAAAUGGACGUGAACCAACAAGUUCCGCAGGAAGUGCAAGGUGGACCACCUGUGACAAACUUGGACGCAGCCGAACGACGGUCGGACAACGUUAAGCCACCUUCAACGAUAGAGGUGCAGGCCGUCGUCGCCGAAGGAAAUCUUGCCCUAGAUCGAUGGACAGGAGCGCAUGUCAACAGAGACAUCGCGCUAGCCAAUGCUGGACGGAUCAACAGCAUCAAGCGAAGUAUUCGCAUUGUCCAAAUACUAUCGGCAAGAGGUGAACCGACCACCGACGAUGUGGCUCAACGGAUCAUCAACCAUGUCGGAACAAUCCGACAACUGAUCCAGAGUGACCCACCUGGUAACGAACAACAAGUUCCGUCUUACCACAUCAUGGCACUCCGAGCUAGGGAAGACCCCCGGGCCGCUGAAAUCUGGAGAACAAUCCUCGAUGGAAAGCGGACGCUCAUGGGAAUCUACGAGGAUAUCACCGAGACAACGGUGUCCGGAGCCUUACCGAAGAUUAACACUCUGGUAACUGACAUAAAGUUGGCAGAGGACUUCGUAAGAAACGGCAUCCCUGCGACAGAACCAGGCAAAAGCCGGCUCGAGGCCGUUAUGGGCCACAUGAAACAGUUCAUCCUCACGGAGAAACGUCCGACCUCGGAGCUGGAAGAACAGACUUCCAGCACAUCGACGACGACCACACAGGCCGUCAUGAUGAAUACGUCGACUAACACUACGGUCGACCCGGAACGACUUCGGAAAAUUGAAUCCCUUAAACGAAGAAAAAGCGGGAUAAUUAAUCAGUCCAACAAGAUACGGGAACGGAUGAGAAUUCUCCCAACAAGCGGAGCAAACCGUCCCCAGGAGUUCCAAGUUCUGUUGGAUCAGUACAAACAACUGUACAACCAGCAUAACGAACUUGACACACAAAUCCGAACGGAGGAACAAGCACUCCAGACGGCAACCGCCUCAUCGCAACCGACGACCACACAGGUCGUAACGGAGCCGACCGAAGAAGGCCUUAGGACGUACAUCAAUGCCAAAGUCGCAUUGCGGGAGGCAGAACGAAUCUCGAAGCAGAUCAACGAACGAUCAGCAAAGGGCCUCGAACCGAACGCCCGAGAGAAACUCAGCGAGAUCUUAACUCGCAUGAAAAUGGUUCAAGACCUGAUCCAACAUGGACCGCCGAUGACGGAAAACCACAGACGCUUGAUUCAACCCGGCGUCGACCUGCUGGUUAACUCCAAUAGAGAGCAACGAAGCCUCUUGACGGUGGAACCGACGACGAGUUCAACUAGGUACUCGCCGAUAUCCUCACCGACGCCUGCUGUGUCACCAACGACACAGAUGAAAAAGGACCGUCGACACAAGAUUGAAACCACGAUCUCUGACGGACGAGAUCUAUUGGGUGACCUCCAGCGAAAAUAUAUCGACAUAACUCCAGUCGAUAUAGUUAGUGUCAAGGAAGCUCGGCAGAAGAUGGAUCACUUGGCAGCCUACUUAAGGCAAGCCGACGACCUUAUCAACAUGGAUAAGCCGACCGAAGCCGACGAACGGCAACUCAGGUCGACCAUCGAGAGGAUAACAGAAAUCCUCGACGCCGAACCGAACUACAAUCGGAUUCCGACGCCACCACCACCUCGAAGACCGACACCGACCACAACGGCGGUGAUGACCCUGGUACACUCGACGCCGAUGACAGACCUGCUCGGCAACAUCGAAGUUAUUUACCAGGCCGGUCAGGACUUGGCAGAAAUCUUCUUCCACCGACUCAAGGGAAACUUACCUCAACAGGAGGCAUGUCGACUGUCACGAAUCGAUCGAGCUCUACGGAACGACCUGGACUGGGCCGACACACUUGGCUCAUGGGGAAUUCCGAGCGCAGGUCCGAACCAAGACCGACUAGCUGAAGCUCUUCAGUCGAUAGUCGACCACAUCCGACAAUACUUGGCGGUGCCGACAGAAGCACCGACCAAGCCGGUCACCCCAGAAGAUGAGGAAAUGACCCUAACUAACUCGCCCGGACCGGACGUCGAACUUCCACUAGUCGAAGCCGCGACCGACCAACAAGAAGUCGAUCUCGAGGCAGUGGAAGACCAGUACCGAGAAGCGGUAGAGGUCAUGGAAACCCUUAACAAACAACUCCGAGAACUGGACCCUAACAAACCUUUCGAGAGACGGCUACGAGAAGCGCUGGAACAACAGCAUGUCAUUUGCUCUCGACGGGUUCAGGACUUGUGGAAGAUUCUCGAGGCAAACCCACAAAGGGCUCAGCCGAAGUCGACUCAACCGAAGCCGACCUCCACGGGACAACCCACCCAACCUACACUCGCGGAAAGACGGAAAAUUAUGGAUCAGAACUUGGCCCGGGCAAAACAGAUUGCAGCCGGCCUGGAACGUCAGAUAGCCGACAUGAGCGAUACUGACCCAACAAUGAUCAACGUAAAGCUGGCAUUACACGACCAGCUCCGGAUUUCCCAAAUGCACGUCCAUGACUUGGAAGCGGAAAUUGACACCCAAAGACGACAAAGUCUUCGGGAUAACCAAGCAGAAAGAGCGCGACGUGCAGCUACUAACAGUCAGCCGACGUCGACAACAGCGCCGGUCCAGCCGACACCAACAGUGGUGCCGACUCAGCCCAAACCGGCUUCGCCGAAACCAGUGGACAUCAGUGACCGACCUAUGUCUCCGGCUACAGAAGCACGGAUAAUGGCAGCGAUUCCGGACACAGGAAGCUUGCCGAUCAGCGCACCGUCGUCGACCAUCAAACUGAUGAACCAGGUCGAGCAACUCAUCACAGAGAUGAGAGCUCGCCGAAACUUCUGCGAAUCCGGCAGUCAACUGGCUCAUGACUUGGAUCGCGACAUUUUGGCCUGGGGAAGCAACGCCAAACACCUGCGUCAAAUGUACCACGCAGAUGCCCCCAAGACGGCCAGCAUUAGGCGACAUAUAAAUUCAAUUACAUCCUGGCUGGAAAUGCAGAGUCCCCAGUACUUGCAGAUCGAUAUCAACUUAGGCCACUUGGAGAACAACACCAAGGAGGUCCGGUUCAUUUUGCGACCGACAACAAAACAGUCGGCGAAGAACCGUGAAAGGUUGCAAGUUUUACUGGCAAAGAUUGAAUCGUUUGUCGAAGACUUCCGAAAACGGAAGGAAGCCGAAGAACAACGGCGUAAGGCGAAACAUCCGCCUUCGGCGAAGAAAGCAAAGGUGCAACAGUCACCAAGGAAGUCGACCAACUUGGCGGAAACAAAUCCACCAGUCGACCAGGACGACCCUAUGGACAAUGCACCGGUACCACCGUUCGAACACAAAGUCGACGCGAUGGAUACGUCGGAACCGGAUAAUGGCCAACCGAAGCCACUUGUCCGACCGACGACCUUACCCUUGCAUAGGGAGCCGAAGACCAGUGAAAACAUCGAAGAACGUGGCCCACGACGACGUCUCUUCUCACCUGCACCGGUCAGAACGAAGGAACAACUCCUCGAACUGAUGAGGUCGGCCCCCACAUUACCCCCAGCCGAAGAAAAGGAAAGCCGACCACAAAGGUCGACCCCUUCGGACAUCGAACUAUUUACUCCCAGCAUCCACAAGAGGCUGAUGAGAAAAGCAAAAUCACUGGACCUGCAACGGAUACUUUACGAAGCCCAACUGAAGGGAGGUAUUUGGAAGCAGAACAUGUCCGAAGACGAGCAGACAGAACUUGCUCAACGGAUUUAUGCCACCACCCAGGAAAGGGACACGGCCUUACGACGGCUGAUGAUACUGAGGUGCGGAAAGCAGGAGUUACGACAGCUCCCGCUUGACGCGGCUAUUUUAAAGCCGGUCCAACAGCUCCGCCGACCUCGCAUCAACCCGGCCGCCUACACCCUCGAAGUACCACCUCAACCCGGACAGGACGUCACAGACAAAAUUCCGAUGACAAUGUCGGAUAACAGUGACGAAUCCGACCAGGGAUACCGGAAAGGUUCACGGAUCGAAGACGAUCCGACUUACGACGACGACCUAACAUGGCAGGACGCGUUGCUACAAGAUGCACGCACGAACUCAGGUCGGUCGUCGGUAUCCAGAACGGAAACGCCGACUCCACGGAGGAGUCGAUCACCGGUGAAACAAAUCUCGCCGAACCGGGCAGCAUCCCAACCAGUACGGAUGCCGAGUCAACCUGCAACGGAACAACCACGUAGGUUCACGCCCAAAACCACUCCGACCAAAGCGAAGAAAACGCCGGAGGAGAUGGACACAACGUCUCCAUCGAAGGUUAAAACCGGAACGGAAGCCGAAACGGUACAACAAGAGGCCGAACCGACCUCUGCCCGCUCCGGCCCCGAUCUAACCAUAGAUGAAUCUCGGACAAAUGAGCCGGCAACAGAGCCGGUCAGGUCCAGUAAAAAGAAGGAGAAACCUCCACAGGAUUUCUCACGCGAGUUCCAUAAUGAUCUGGCCUUACGGCACGUCCAAGACCUGACUCGGUCGGAACAGGACGUUAGCGUCGACAUCGCAUUCCCAGAAGAUAGGGACUUAUGGAACGCGUUGAGAACUCGCCGAACUAACUUAACCGGAAACACUGACGCCGUCCGUCGAGAAUACGACCGACUAACAGAAAGGAUGGCUGAAGUAAUGAAACGAAUGGGAGAACGUUAUCGGGAGGAAAAGAGCCAGCCGAAGGCACUACAAGAUGCCACACCGGCUAAAACUACCGCUCCGACUCCCACGCCGACCUCUAAGACGACCUCACAAUUGGUCGUCAAGAUGAAAGUUCCCCAGCCGAUCCGGCAACCAUCCGUGCAGAUCGACGACGAUCCACUGCUCAAUUCGCAGGUCAUCCACUCGGCCAACUCGGCUAAGCUGUCACGGAGGGAAAAGAAGAAGGCCAAUAAGGAAGCCAAGAAAGAAGCGGCUAAACAGUCCGCCAAACCAGAAACCGAAAAGAAACCAGCAAAGUCGGACACCAAGGAGUCGACCAAACAGAAGUCGGAUCCUUCGGUGAAGACGCCGAAACCUAACCCGGCUAAACGACAUAAGUCAUCCGACGACCUGGAUGUCUCCGACGCCGGCCCACAAAGGACCGAGCGGAAAGACAAACCCAGUGAAAAAUAUGACAGCGAAGCUGCUGAACGACGAUUCCAAGACCUGAUGAAACAGGCCGGCACAAAGCCGACCAAAGCUACGGCUGAACGACCACAGACGUCGUCCAAGCCGGAAGAGUUGUCGGAACCUCAGCCUUCGACCUCAAAGCAACAGUCUGAUGCAGAAUCCGACCAAAUCUCGGACAUCGAAGCAAAGGAUUCAAUCUCCGACCACGGAGACGGUGACCCAUACGAAGGAUUUAAGGGAGAUCGGAAGGAAAUCUUCCGACACGCACCGGAUACUGACGAAUCACAGUGGCCGGCCCCUGACGACGUACGUGAACGACUACCCGACCAACAAGAAGAGGCAGAUACGGAGAUAGUACUCCGUACUGCUCGGGUACACGUUGAAGUGGUACGCAGCAUCAAAAACGCCAAAGACAAUGGCACGGACAUUUACCAGUCCUUGGUGCGCGACCUCCUGACUAACGUCCAAGCUGACGGCGCCACAUGGCUAACGCAUCAACUUAUGAUGGCAAUUGUGGCGUGGACCCUGGACUUCGGAUUAGCGGUAGCCGUCCACCGACAAUGGGGACGGAUGGCCGAACUGCUCCCACCAGACGUCAUCAAAGCACUUAAAAGCACCUCCGGAAAGAAUUCUGACGAUAUACCGACGAGAAUUGCCAGGUGCAUCGGAUACAUCAGGAAUCCCCGCGGAUCGAACUUGGUCCAGAUAGCCCGUGUAUACAAUGUGAUGUACAUGAACGGCGAGGGGAACAUCGACAGCAUCAUCAACAACAUAAUCACCGAAGAAAUCGCGUCGAUGGUUGAAGAAUAUACUCUUCAGACGACCAAUGCGGAACGCGACCUACCCGUUCGGUACACCGUACCAGGAUUCAUACCGGAACCACAACGACGUGAGUUUAAACUCCGGAUGUCCUACGUCAACAAAGACAAGCCACCAGCGGGUACGGAAACGAUCGUGGAGGAAUAUAGCGAGACGGACGAACAACCGUCCGGUGCUGCAGCCGACAUGCUGCACAUCGCUAGAUCAGCCGGACAGUCAUCCCAGAAGCGGAUCCAGGCUCGCCCCCGACCUCGGGCACCUUUCGAGCCGAAAACGUACAUCAGCACGGCGAUGGCUCCACAAGGACGAGCAAGUGUGACCAAACCAGGUCGGAGCACGAAAGGACGGUUUAAGCCGAAGGACACACAGUCACUUCCGCCGACCUCGCCGAUGGAAACCUCGCCGGCCCCAGAAGAGAAGACUCAACGAAAGAGUCAGCCGAAGACAACAAAGUCCAAGAAGAAGCCGGCUAAGAAGGAUGAGUCAACCAAGUCCGAAUCCGAAGACGACGAUGAGGACGAUGAAGACUUCCAAACACCUGGAAGUGGAUCGGGAAAAGACGACGACGACGACGACAACGGUAAACCACCACCGCCACCGCCUUCGGCGCCCCAACAGCAGGGCGAACCGGAAAUAUCCGACAAACAGGAUAAGCCACCGGCCGACGGUAACAAUGCCGACGAGCCGAUGCAAGAAGAUAGUGGCGACGUCUACGUCCCCCGUUACUACGGUCAACGGAUACCAGUAACCCCCGACUCUGAACCAGAUCAACUCCUAACGGAAUGGGAUGAAGAUACCAGGGAGGAAUUACCAAACGACAUCCCCCCACUGGCUAAUGUACGGGUAAAAUACACCGGUAUGAUGCGAGCCCAACAGCCGAAACCUUCCGUCUCGGAAUACGACCCCGGAUGGAUGUACACGUUUGCGGCUUUGAAGGCUCUCGCGACCCGUGGACCGAAGUUCGCUACGCCGAGGAUCGCCUUUAAACUCCUCCAACACUGGAAGGUGAACGAAGGCGAGUGGCGACAAUUGAGCUACAACAACGUCAAACGGUAUUGCGAACUCGGCUACCAACGCGGAAAAAUAAUCCGGACACAUGCCAGCAACAAGCGCAUGUAUUACGAAUUUCCACCGGAUAAACUGGACCCGGCCCCCGAUACAUAUGAAGGAUGGGUACACGCCAUUGAAGCGUGUAUGGAAAUGACGUGGCAUCCAGAAGGAAUAACGCGCGGUGAACUCAUGCACCAACUAUUGGCGCGGUUCGACUUCGCUCGACUGGCGAAGAAACCUCAACUGUCCGACCCGAAAUACAAGCCGAAGAAAGAUCCCCGGAACAAGGGAUAUGACCUGGCCGACGAGCUGGAGUGGGUCCUGGAAAAGGGAUUCUUCCAGAAACGUUUCGCCUCGAGUACGGACAACAUCCAAGGCGGCCAGCGGUUCGUGGCUUGUAACCCGUCGACACACCGACACGGACAUCUACCAAAGGAACGACCGGCCACGGAGCAACAGAACGAGUCGACCGACUCUCUCCAAGUGGACCGGCCGGAACCAACCGACCCUCCUACUCGGGAAUGA